AAUUGACGUUUCUCAUCGGCAACACUGCCUUCAGUGUCUUUGAAAUUUGAAAGUUUGUAUUUUAACCGUAGAGCAGAAAUGAAAUGAUAUAUUAAAAACGAUAACAGAUAAGUACCAAGUACUCUCUAGUCAUCUAAUAUCAAUUUUGAGAUAUAAUUUCAUGAAAAGCAGAACUCUCAAUGAGAUCGCGUUAAGACAUUGUCAGUUGAACUACACCAAUAACCUCUAAGAGGAUAUGCACAAAACCUUCUCUACCUUAGGAAUCCUAAAAUACGACUGAACUCAGCACCGAAAAUGUCGUUUCUCACCUCACCGUACUCUGUCAGACUGCAGGACUUGAAGCUCUGGCAAGGAAAUUAUGAUAAUCUGCUUAAAACCAAAUCCAGCGAAGUGACUGGUUCCUCUGACACCGUGGAAGGCAUCUCUGCAUUCGACAGCCCGCUUGCAACCCCCGUAUGUUCACCCCGAAAACAAGUAGACUGGGACAAAAAAGCCAUAACUCCUUCAAAGCCCUUUGAGCAGUUACUGGAAGAGAAACUAGCGGAAGAUGUUCCUGCUCAGGUUCAUGUCAAACCCAAGAAACCUUUUUUAAAAAAGGGAUCAGGGCUCAUCAGGUAUGGCUUGACUCCAAAAUCUGCUAAUGUAAGGUUCAACAAGAGGGUCCAGCUGUCGAGCGCUUCUUCCGAAGGGAGACUGGGGAAAAGCAAGAAUUCGUCUGAACGGCAUAAACACUGUCUUAAUCGAUCAAUACCGGCUGGCGAAGGCACUCAGUUGACACUAACCCCUUUGAAAGCUCCUGACGCUUGUAUCAAACCUAAAGCUACGUGGAGUAAAUAUUCGGACGAAGAAACUAGGACUGUUCCAGAAAAUCAGGUUACUCCAAGGGGACUAUUCAACUCUUAUCUUUUAGACAGGAUCAAUGAGCUGGCGUUCAAGCAUUUCGUGCCGGGGAGGCCACAAACUACUUCUGAAGUUGAGCACAACACGGAGACUGCCUUCACCCAAGCCAAUCAUGACAAGUUCCGGCAGACGGAGCAUACAUCGGGAAAUACGACAGAUAAAGAACUCCGUAUAUUCGAAGCCUUGGAGGAGCGGGCUGAAGACAGCAGCUUCUCAUCCACAAAUUCCAGCAUUAUAAGACUGCUUUCCAGCACUCCGCACAAAGUCAAAUUACAUCCAAAAAGGAGCCCCAUACGCGAAGAGAGAAAAGAGGAAUUGAAAUGUAACACGGACAACAGGCAACUGAUCCAAAAGUUGCAGGAAGUGAACAGAAAAACUGUUGUUCUGAACGACUUCCUGCAGAACUUUAGGAAAAUCUCCGCUGAUGACAUCGAUAAAGUACCAGUAACGACCACACUCGAGGAAACCAAUUUCUCAGAGGAAGACACCCGUUCUCACUCCCAAUCCAGCUUCUACACAGACUUCGAGAACACCUUCAGGGGCCCCACCAGAGUCGAUACCGCGGUAAACACCAGUUUCAAGGAUAAGGAGGAAACUGCCCCCAAAGUCGAGACUUGCUUCAGCUGUGGAGAGCUAAAAAAGCAACUAGAUAGGCUUUCCAAAGAGGUGCCAGAUAUACAGGCCGAAAAAGCUAGAGUUUGCGAUUUCGCCAAGGAUUUGGAGAAGAAACGGGACCAGCUCAGCAAAGAGAUCCAAAAUCUGAAGAAGAAAUACGAAGAAGACGUAGGGGAUCUGCGCGAGGAGCUGGAGGGGGAGAAGAAGAAGUUCGUCAGGGAAAAGGCAGUUUUCGAUAUGUAAGUCUUGCUAUAAAGU
Molecule: messenger RNA, 1773 nt
Organism: Leptinotarsa decemlineata (Colorado potato beetle)
Lineage: Eukaryota; Metazoa; Arthropoda; Insecta; Coleoptera; Chrysomelidae
Gene: Sas-4
Product: Spindle assembly abnormal 4
Biological process (GO): cilium assembly; centriole elongation
Cellular component (GO): centrosome; centriole
Molecular function (GO): tubulin binding
Source: RefSeq, a predicted model, not a curated record